Molecule: messenger RNA, 1001 nt
Organism: Neolamprologus brichardi
Lineage: Eukaryota; Metazoa; Chordata; Actinopteri; Cichliformes; Cichlidae
Source: RefSeq, a predicted model, not a curated record
GAAGCUGCAAACAUGCUCAUCACGUGACCCUGACUCCUCCUCCUCAGACUCCCCUGCACCUGGCGGUGAUCACGCGGCAGGUGAAGGUGGUGGAGGUGCUGCUGAAGGCGGGGGCUGACCCCAGCCUGGUGGACAAAGAUGGCCGCACCCCCCUCCACCUGGCGGCGCUGGCCGGGGACCACAACAUUCUUCGCUUCCUGCUGGCUCACCUGGGAGAAUGCCACGCCCACCUGGUCAACAUGCCCGAUUUCCACGGCCUCCACCCGCUUCACCUGGCCGUGAGGAGGGACGGCGAGCGCUGCCUGCGUCUGCUGGUGGAGGGCGGAGCCAAAAUAAACGAGCCUGAGCAGAAGAGCGGGAACACCCCCCUCCACCUGGCCGUCAGAGAAAACCUGUUCAAGGUGGCCUGCCUGCUCAUCACCGAGCUCCGCGCUGACGUUAACGCCUGCACGUUUGGAGGAAACACGCCGCUCCACCUGGCCGCGAGCCUCAGCUCGCCGACCUUCUGCUCCAUGCUCAUCGCUGCAGGUGCUGAUAAGUCCAUCGAGAACGACGAGCCGCUCUUCUUCAGCUCCUCCUCCUCAGACGAUGAAGAUGAACCAAUCAGAGAAGAAGAGAAAGAGCGAGAGCUCGCCCCAAAGACAUCCAAUCCCCGCAAGAGACCUGCGGGAGGCCACACCCCCCUGGACCUGGCUAAAUGCCAAAAGGUCAGGAAAGUGCUGUCGCCAUCUAAGAGCCCGAAGUCGGAUCGGCGCGGCGGCGGGAACAUCAGACCGACGACCAGCAGCGCUGAAGAGGGGGAGCGCGCGGGGCUCGACGAGGACACGCUGUCGCGGCUCGUGGACGUGCUGAGCGUCGGCGACGUCCCCUGGAAGAAACUGGCGGAGAAGUUGGGCAUGAUGACGCUGACUCACCUGUACCAGGACAGUCCGGCGCCCUGCCGCCAGCUGCUGCGCCAUUACAAGGUGAGAGCCACGCCCACCGCACACGUGCCUCGCUGA